Prunus mume (Japanese apricot) is the source of this 6343-nucleotide messenger RNA. It is a transcript of the gene HAF01, whose product is annotated as HAC13 protein (HAC13). Gene Ontology annotation, biological process: transcription by RNA polymerase II; RNA polymerase II preinitiation complex assembly. NCBI's taxonomy places the organism in Eukaryota, Viridiplantae, Streptophyta, Magnoliopsida, Rosales, Rosaceae. Gene Ontology annotation, molecular function: RNA polymerase II general transcription initiation factor activity; TBP-class protein binding; histone acetyltransferase activity. The record is from RefSeq and is a predicted model, not a curated record. Gene Ontology annotation, cellular component: transcription factor TFIID complex.
CAAAUCACAUAUCCUCUGUUUUUCUCUCUCCUUCUCUCAUCUUUUUUUUUUUGGGUUCUCUCCGUUUCUCUAUCUCCCUCCCAACUUCUCUGGUUCCCACUCCUCUCACUAGUUCUCUAUUCUUGGCUCUCUCUCUAUUUUCCCCUUCGGAGUCGCAGAUCUUCAUCUCCUUCAAUUGGGUUCGACUGUGUUUGAUGUGGAGGUUCUAUUUGGUUUGACAGUGGUGGUUCAAUUGGGUUUGACGUGGUGGUUCAAUUGGGUGGUGGGUGUGGUGGUUGGUGAUAGUGGAAUAGGUUGGGCAAUGGCUGCUAUAAAUUUAUAAUCUAAUUUCAAGAUUUUGAAUUUCUUUAGGGUUAUUGCAGAGCUGUUACAACAUGGGCCAUGAUUCAGAUGGUGGUUCCCAAGAUGGAAGGGAUGAAGAUGAUGAGGAAGAAUAUGAGGAGGCUGGCAGGGGUAGUCGAUUUCUUGGAUUUAUGUUUGGCAAUGUCAAUGACUCUGGUGGUCUUGAUGCCGAUUACCUUGAUGAGGAUGCAAAGGAACACCUCGCUGCACUUGCUGACAAGCUGGGUCCGUCUAUAACAGGCAUAGAUCUGUCAGUAAAAUCACCACAAACAUCAACUGAUGCUGUUGAAGAAGAUUACGAUGAGAAGGCUGAAAAUGCAGUGAAUUAUUUUGACAUUGAUGAGGAUUUUGAGGGGCCUGAGAUUCAAGCUGCAACUGAGGAGGACCAUUUGUUGCCCAGAAAGGAUUAUCUUUCUGCUCAAGUUUCAUUGGCUACUUUGGAGCUCACACAUUCUGUGUUUGAUGAUGAAGAUUACGAUGAAGAAAUUGAACAGGAAGUGGAACAUGAGGUGGUUGAAAAAAACGUUGAUGUUGAAACUAUCUCUUUACCAGGGGAUUCUAAAGGAGAAAAAUAUUCUGAGGAUGAUUAUCAAAUUGGCGGUUUGGACUCUGAAAAUUUGGAUGCUCAUGUAGAAGAGUUUCAGGAAGCGCUUUCAGAUAAAAGUGCCACGCCGCUGCCAGUUCUAUGCAUAGAAGAUGGAUUGGUGAUCUUAAGAUUCUCGGAAAUCUUUGGUAUUCAUGUGCCCUUGAAGAAGGCAGAGAAAAGAGAACAUAGAUACUCUGUUCCUAAAGAUAGGUACAAAUCCAUGGAUGUUUCGGAUAUCAUUGAAGAGGAUGAAGAGGCAUUCUUAAAAGGAUCUAGUCACGGAUUGCAAUCUUUGAAACAGGCAGAUGCAAUGAAAUAUGACAUCUCAGCACUCAAUGACACUGACUCGGAAAAUGCAAAGUUUGGUGUUCUAAAAGCGGCUAAUUCAGUCGCUCUGCUGGAUGACGGGCCAAUAAAGGAUUCCUGUCUCAAUGCAGAACCAUCGAAAGAGGAUCUAAUUUAUGAUAUUUCUGUGGGAAGGCAGUCACCUUUGUGUUCAAAAUUUUAUCCUCUUGAUCAACUAGACUGGGAAGAAGGAAUUGUUUGGGGCAAUUCUCCUGUAGCAAGUGACAAUUCUGAUGAGAGUUGUGAAAUUUCGGGACCUGAUGAAGUUUCAAUUAAUAGUGAAACAGAACCUGAUAGUGGGUCACAAAAUAUUCUGUUAGAGCCUCCAAAAGAAUCUGAUGAGAAGGAUCAUGCUGUUGUGCUGCAUAGCUCAUGUAGUCUAUUGGAGCCUUUUGGCUCAAGAAAUUCAUCAGAACUUUUAUGUCUUCCUGUCUCAGAAAGCAGAUGCCAUCCCCAACUUUUAAGGCUAGAAUCUCGAUUUGAAGUGGAUGACCAUACAGAUGGUACAAUGGAGAGUGUAGGUGAGAAGCUUCAUCAGAGCGAUGCUGUGAGGGAAUUUAGCAAACUCACUUCACAGAAUAGAGACAUGCUAAAAGGAUCCUGGUUAGACCAGAUAAUUUGGGACCCAGAUAUGCCUACUGGAAAGCCAAAACUUAUCCUCGAUCUUCAAGAUGAGCAAAUGCUUUUUGAGAUUUUGGAUAACAAGGAAAGUGAACAUCUUAGGCUUCAUUCAGGGGCCAUGAUUGUGACUCGCCCGGUAAACUUGAGCAAUGGGGAUUCUUUUGAGCUGCCAGGUCACGGAGGUCAAUUUGGUUGGCGAUAUGUUGCUAAUGAUAAACACUAUUCAAAUAGGAAAACUUCUCAGCAACUGAAAUCAAAUUCUAAAAGACGCACAGUGCAGGGCAUAAAGAUUUAUCACUCACAACCUGCCCUGAUGUUACAGACAAUGAAACUGAGGUUAAGCAAUAAGUGUGUGGCUAAUUUUCACCGACCAAAAUCUUUAUGGUAUCCCCAUGACAAUGAAGUGGCUGUAAAAGAACGAGGGAAGCUCCCCACUCAAGGACCAAUGAAAAUUAUCAUAAAGAGCUUGGGUGGGAAAGGAAGUAAGCUUCAUGUGGAUGCUGAGGAAACAGUCUCUUCUGUUAAAUCAAAAGCUUCAAAAAAGCUAGAUUUUAAGCCAUCCGAAACUGUGAAGUUGUUUUAUUUAGGGAAGGAACUUGAAGAUGAUAAAUCUCUUGCAGCCCAGAAUGUUCAACCAAAUUCUUUGCUUCAUCUUGUUCGUACAAAAAUAUACUUGUUGCCAAAGGCACAAAAGAUUCCUGGUGAGAAUAAAUCUUUGCGGCCUCCUGGAGCAUUUAAGAAGAAAUCUGACCUUUCUGUGAAAGAUGGUCAUGUGUUUCUAAUGGAGUACUGUGAGGAAAGACCUUUACUUUUGAGCAACGCUGGUAUGGGUGCAAGAUUGUGCACUUAUUAUCAAAAAUCAGCCCCAGAUGAUCAAACUGGUUCUUUGUUACGCAGUGACAGCAACAGUUUGGGACAUGUCAUCUCACUAAAUCCUGCUGAUAAAUCACCUUUUCUUGGAGAUACAAAAGCUGGUUGCAGUCAGUCAUCGCUUGAAACAAACAUGUAUAGAGCUCCUGUAUUUUCUCAUAAGGUGCCAUCAACUGAUUAUUUGUUGGUUCGUUCUGCAAAGGGAAAGCUUUCAAUUAGACGCAUUGACAAACUUAAUGUUGUUGGCCAACAGGAACCUCUCAUGGAGGUAAUGUCACCUGGAACUAAGAAUCUUCAAACUUAUAUGAUUAACAGGCUCUUAGUCUACAUGUGCCGAGAGUUCCGUGCUGCCGAAAAGCGCCAUUUUCUUCCUUGCAUCCGUGCAGAUGAGCUACCUUCACAAUUUCCUUAUCUAUCUGAAGCCUUUCUUCGGAAGAAGCUGAAGGAACAUGCAAAUUUGCAGAGGGGAUCAAAUGGACAAUGGAUGUGGGUUAAGAAACGCAACUUCCGAAUUUUCUCAGAGGAUGAAUUAAGAAAUAUGGUGAAGCCAGAAGAGGUGUGUGCCUAUGAAAGCAUGCAAGCUGGUCUUUACCGGCUCAAACAUUUGGGAAUUACUGAAACACAUCCCUCUGCCAUAUCAUCUGCAAUGAGUCGUCUCCCUGAUGACGCAAUUACUCUGGCUGCUGCAUCACACAUUGAAAGGGAACUGCAGAUUACUCCAUGGAACUUGAGUAGCAAUUUUGUAGCAUGUACACAGGGAAAAGAAAAUAUUGAGCGUUUGGAAAUAUCUGGUGUUGGUGAUCCAUCUGGCCGGGGCCUAGGUUUUAGUUAUGUUCGUGCUGCACCGAAAGCAUCUAUGUCAAGUGCAGUGGUGAAAAAAAAAUCUGCUGCUACUCGAGGAGGUUCCACUGUUACCGGAACAGAUGCUGAUCUACGCAGAUUAAGCAUGGAGGCUGCACGAGAGGUUCUUCUUAAAUUCGGUGUUUCUGAUGAACUGAUUGCGAGGCAGACUAGAUGGCAUCGGAUUGCAAUGAUACGCAAGCUUUCAAGUGAGCAAGCUGCAUCUGGGGUAAAAGUUGAUGCAAACACUAUCAGUAAAUAUGCACGUGGCCAGCGUAUGUCCUUCCUCCAGCUACAGCAGCAGAACCGGGAGAAGUGUCAAGAAAUUUGGGAUCGGCAAGUUCAGAGUCUUUCAGCUCUAGAUGGGGAAGAAAAUGAGAGCGACUCUGAAGGCAAUAAUAGCGAUCUGGAUUCCUUUGCUGGGGAUUUAGAAAAUUUGCUUGACGCAGAAGAAUGUGAAGAAGUGCUAGGAGGUGAUCAUGAAUCCAAUCAUGAAAAAUUGGAUGGUGUUAAAGGGCUUAAAAUGAGAAGGCGCCCUUCCUUGGCUCAGGCAGAAGAGGAGAUUGAAGAUGAGGCAGCAGAAGCAGCAGAGUUGUGCAGGUUGCUUAUGGAUGAUGAAACUGAGAGGAGGAAGAAGAAGAAAACAAGAGUUUCUGGGGAGGAGCUGGGGUUGGCUCCUGGGUCGCGAACAAAUUAUGGCUUCGAAAAUGCAGAUAGGGCAAAGAAAAUAAUUGGUGCAGCACAACCUGAUGAAUCCUAUACUUCAAAAGAUAAUCCAGUUGGAGAUGUAAAACUGGUGGAAAAUCCUCUUAAAAGAAAAAAGGCCGGAACACUUAAAGGAAUGAAAAAUAAUGAUAUCACACAUACUGGUCUGAUGAAUAAGAAACUGAAGAUAUCAGGAGAUGGUGGCAAGACAUACAAGGAGAAGAAAUCAGCACGAGAGAAAUUUAUAUGUGGAGCAUGUCAUCAGGCUGGACACAUGAGAACAAACAAGAACUGCCCCAAGUAUGGUGAAGAUCAGGAAACACACAGCGACACUCCAGAUCUGGAUAAAGCAGAAGGAAAGAUAACUGCUCUGAAUCCAUCUAAUCAGGCUCAGCAGAAAACUACGACAAAGAAGCUGGUACCUAAAAGUGCAACUAAAAUUGCCGUGGUUGAAGCUUCCGAUGUUGACAUUGGUCUGAGUACAAAGGUUCUUCCAUUGAAAUUCAAAUGUGGGUCAACUGAAAAGCUUCCUGAUAAACAGGCUCUUGGAGAGACAGAGAGCUCUGAACGUCCGGUGGCAUCUGAUCCGGAAACUGGGAAGCCCACUUUUAAGGUGAACAAGAUAAUAAUAUCGAACAAGAUGAAACCUGAAAAUGCACCUGUUGAAUCUCAGAAGCCACCUAUUGUGAUACGGCCUCCCACAGAUACAGAUAAGGGCCAUGUCGAAUCACAAAAGCCAACUAUUGUUAUACGGCCACCAGCAAAUACAGAUAGAGACCAGAUGGAAUCUCAAAAGCCAUUAAUUGCUAAACGACCAUCAAUGGAGGCACAGAGAGAGCAACAUCAUAAGAAAAUUAUAAUUAAACGUCCAAAAGAAAUUAUUGAUAUAGAUCAGGUCAGUCAGGAUGGGAGUACUCCUGUUGAACAUAGGAAAACUAAAAGAAUUGUUGAAUUGACAAGUUCUGAAAAGAACAGGAAGGAAGAGAACAUGUAUUUGGCUAAGGAAGCUGCAAAAAAGAAAGCUAGAGAUGAUAAGAGAUCAAGGGAGGAGCAAGAGAAACGAAGAAAUGAAGAGAGAUUGAAAGAAGAGAGGGCCAGGAGGCUUUACGAAGAGGAAAUGAGAAUGAUAGAGGAGCAAGAAAGACUAGCAGAGAUUAGAAGAUAUGAAGCAGUCAUCAGACAAGAGAGGGAAGAAGAAGAACGCCAGAAAGCGAAGAAGAACAAACAGAAGAAGAAAAGGCCUGAGAUAAGAGAGGAUUAUAUAGAGGACUCACGAACAAGAAGACUUGACAAAAGGAUGCAAGAAAGAGAUCGGGGUGCAAAAAGGAGGCCAGUUGUUGAAUUGGGAAGGUAUGGUGGAGAAUCUGCCACAAUAACAAAGCGUCGUAGAGGGGGAGAGGUUGGUCUGGCAAACAUCUUGGAGCGUAUUAUAGAAACCCUGAAAGAUCGAAUUGAAGUAUCGUAUCUUUUUCUUAAACCAGUAUCCAAAAAGGAAGCUCCUGAUUACCUGGACAUCAUAGAGCGCCCCAUGGAUCUGUCUACAAUCAGGGAGAAGGUGAGGAAAAUGGAGUACAAGAGUAGGGAGCAAUUCAGGCACGAUGUGUGGCAGAUAACUUAUAAUGCUCACAAAUAUAAUGAUGGGCGUAAUCCAGGUAUACCUCCUCUCGCAGAUCAGCUCUUAGAGCUUUGUGACUAUAUGUUGGUUGAGAAUGACGAAAGCUUGACUGAAGCUGAAGCAGGCAUUGAAUCUGCAGAUUUUUAGAGAUAUUGAUACUGAUUUAAUAUCCGUAAAUUUAUUUUUUCAAAGAAGAAUGCCCACUUUUGCCGGAGUAAGUUUUUAGGUAUUGUGGAUUAAAGAGACUGCGUCGGCAUCAUCUGACAUGUCAGGAAGCAUCAAUGAAAGAAAAUAGUCGCAUCUCCUGUAAAUUUGUGAUUAUCUGCUGUAAUUUGUGUUUGAGUUAUUGAAUAACAUCCGUUUUAAAAUUGUAUUAGUUGUACAGAGACUGCAAUGUUUAAAAAGUUUCAUUGACACAA